Molecule: messenger RNA, 2575 nt
Organism: Leptopilina boulardi
Lineage: Eukaryota; Metazoa; Arthropoda; Insecta; Hymenoptera; Figitidae
Product: histidine-rich glycoprotein-like
Exons: 4
Coding region: 1783-2268 (161 amino acids)
Source: RefSeq, a predicted model, not a curated record
UCAAAAAGUUUAUCAUCUUAUUUGAAAGUACUGAAAUAUCCCUUCAAAAUCUAUUUUGAAAGUUGAAAAACUAUUUAUUCAUCUCUGAGAAAUUGUUUGUUGAAAUUACUGAGUUUGAAUUGUAGGUAGAAUUGCAAAAUUCAAAAUGGCAGAUCCAAUAUGUCAGCAGAUUUUGAAAAAAUUGAUUAAAUUCGCUUGAAUGUUUUCAAAAUUUAAAAUUCGUGACGUCACAUUCGUAAUCAGUGACCUUGAAGAUCCCUAAGAAAUGAGUUUCAAUAGAAUCAGAUGGACUUAAAAAAAAUCCGCUAUAUUGGAUCCACCAUUUUGAAUUUUGCAAAUCUAAAAAUUAGAAAGUAGUUCCACAUUGAAAGUGGUUACUAAGGGGUUUUCGGAGUCGCUGAUUACGAAUCUGACAUCAGUUUUUCAAAAUUUAAAAUGGAGGAUUCAAUAUGGCGAACCAAAGCUACUAAAAACGAGCAGAUUUGCCUGAAAUUUGUUACUCAGGGAUUUUCGGGGUCCUUCAUUACGAAUCCAAUGUCAGUUUUUCAAAAUUCAAAAUGGCGUAUCCAAUAUGGCGGAAAAUUGUUCAAAAUUGAUCGGAAUCGCCUGAAAAUUGUUAUUCAGGGGUUUUUGGGGUCGCUGAUAACGAAUCUAACAUCAGUUUUUCAAAAUUCAAAAUGGCGGAUCCAAUAUGGCGGAAGAUAAAAUUAAAAAUUGGUCGGAUUCUCGUGAAACUGGUAACUUGGGGGUUUUCAGAGUCGCUAAUUGUGAAUCUGACAUCAGUUUUUCAAAAUUCAAAAUGGUGGAUUCAAAUUUUUAUAAUUUCAAUCCGCCAAUUUGAAUUUUGAAAAACUGAAGUCAAAUUUGUAAAUCCCUGAGUAAUGAGUUUCAGGCGAAUAUGAUGAAUUUUCAAAAAGCUGUUUGCCAUAUUGAAUUCGACAUUUUGAAUUUUGAAAAUUUUUAAAAACAGACAUCGGAUUUGUGAUCACCAACCCCGAAAACCUUAAGAUGACAAGUUUCAUAAAAAUCCAUUAGAAUUUUUUUCAACACACUUUUCGCCCAAACAGUGAAAAUCUUGUUGACAGUCUAGGGGUUAAAAGGGGUCAAAAUAAAGGAGGUGUCCACCCCCCACAUUGGGAAUAAUAUAACUAACAAUAUUUAGUUGUAUUGAGGACAUAACAUAAAAAAAUAGAAUUCAAUUAUAUUGUUUAAUUAAAGUAGAUAUAUAUAUGUGUGUCUGUUCUAGUUUCUCACAAUAUUUUCAGCAAUGAAAGAAAUUGCAGUCUAAAAGUAUCUGCAUAAAUUAGACUUUGUAAUAGUAUAUAUCGAGGUUGUAAUGAAAAAGAAAGAAAGAAAGAAAGAAGAAGAAGAAGAAGAAAAUUCUGAGAACUAAUUAUCAAGUAGCAUAAGGAGUUUUCAAAGAAAUCCCUCUUGUUUCGUCAGAUGAGAGCAACUUGAAAUAUUGCAUAAGUCGGCAAUGAAACACAAAGCUACAUCGUUAGAAUAUAUAUAUAUGUAUAUUCAUAUGUAUGUAUAUUGCAUAAGGGCGCCUUCGAAUUAUUUUCCCAUACCCAUACUGUGUUCUAUAUGUAUAUCUUAUGGGUGGCUAUAAGUCGGCAGAUAUAUUCGUCAUAAUAAAAGAUUAUAAACAUCCGCCCAUGAUGUAUAGAGAAUUCACAUAGAAUGUCGACAUUAUCCCGUGUAAGGCAUAUAAGACACAAGAUCAGGACACAAUUUCUUUCAGUUCAAUUUACAAAAGAAUAACGGAUAUUUUUAGGCAUUAUGAAGCCCUUAUUAUAUCUUGUGGCAAUAGUAAUUUGUGAAGGAGCAAGAUUACCUCGAGGCAUAAGUCAUCAUAUUCCUCAUUUUAAGGCGAUAUAUCAUGGACAUGGUGCCACAAGUUAUCAAAAUGUUCAAAUUCAAAAUCACGGUUCCGUUCCUAUUGCAAAUAAUUAUGAAGAACACAUAGAUGAUCAUCAUCAUCAUUCAUCCGAUCAUUUGGAUCAUGUUGUAAAUAAUUACGUUGAUCAUGUUCAUGAUCAUCAUUUGUCGGAUCAUUUGCACAAUGAUGCGUUACAUGAAGUUCAAUUAGUAGUUGAAGUACCUUUGGAACACCACAAUGCAGAACAUAAUAUUCUCUCAACAAUUGCUCCUUAUUUAGAACACGAUCAUCAUCAUCAACAUCAUCGACAUUAUUACGAAUAUGAAGAACCAGAAUCUUCAGCUUAUUAUUUAUACAGUCAUCAACAUGAUAAUGAAUAUCAUUAGGAUUAAUAAAAAUUAGAUAAAUUUAAAAAUAUUAUUUUGAGAUACAAAAGUUUACUCGUCAUAAAGAAAAAUAUUGCUAAAUCUAAGCAAAUAAUUAUAUUUUCCAAAUUAUUUCUUUUGAUAUAGAGAAAGUUUUUCAUUUAAAAAUGCAGCAUUUGUUUUAAAUAAUUCUUUACUUCAAAAAUUUGUUAAAUAAGCAUUUAUAUUUAAACAAAAUAAUUGUAAUUCUACAAACGAGGGAAUUUUGAUCAAUAAGGCUUAUUUUCUUUAAUAAUUUUGAAAAAUAUAAUUUUAUUUUUAAUGAAAA